Messenger RNA from Drosophila erecta, 1164 nucleotides. RefSeq names its product calcyphosin-like protein. NCBI's taxonomy places the organism in Eukaryota, Metazoa, Arthropoda, Insecta, Diptera, Drosophilidae. The transcript is spliced from 5 exons. The coding region runs from base 358 to 1014 and encodes 218 amino acids. The record is from RefSeq and is a predicted model, not a curated record. Gene Ontology annotation, molecular function: calcium ion binding.
CUAUGAUUAUUUCUAUCGUAAAAAUAGUGAUUAUUUUCAAAGAUAAUAUAAAUACUAACAGAAAAGCUAUCUUUUGCAUUUUAGUAUAAGAUAUUCAUAAUUGGUUUUCCAUCCAGUAUCGCUGCUUUUUACUUUUAUAAAGGUUUUACAAGCCACCUAUUAGCCAUGGUUAAUUUUUCGUAAUUAUACGCCUACAUUAAAAGUAAAAGAAAAGAGUAUUCAAUGCCACAGGUGUUCAAUUUUCCUGGAAUCGAAAUCAAUCGAUAAACAUUUUGUGAAAGUAGGCAUUCUGAAAACUUUCUGAGACCUAUAAAUUUAAAAUUAAGCUAAAAGUGUACGUACAUAUAAAUUCUAAAAAUGCCUAAAUCAAAGUCCCCUAAUGGCGACCUCUACACCCUGGAGGCCAACCUGGCGAGUCAAGCACUCCGUGAACUGACAGAUGGCGAGGACAAGGAUCCCAUGACCAAGCUGCGAUUGCUGUGCCUCAGUCGUGGAGCAACAGGCAUUCUGGGGCUGGGCAGGGCCUUCCGGGCGAUGGACGACGAUGGUAGCAAGGCUCUAAACGAAGCGGAGUUUAUCACCGGCAUUAGGGACACCGGAUUGGAUGUAUCGGAGGAGGAGAUCAUGCAGAUGUUCGCCAAAUUCGAUGAGGAUGGCAGCGGAUCGAUAAACAUGACCGAGUUCCUGCUUAAACUAAGGCCCCCAAUGCCGCAGAGUCGUUUGAAUAUUAUUGACCAGGCCUUCAACAAAAUGGAUCGCGAUGAAGAUGGUGUAAUUACCAUUCAAGAUCUUAAGAAUGUGUACUCCGUAAAAGAGCAUCCCAAGUAUCAGAGCGGAGAAAAGUCUGAGGACGAAAUUCUUACCGAUUUCUUGCACAACUUUGAGGGAGGUCGAGGUAAUUUGGAUGGAAAGAUAACCCACGAGGAGUUUGUCAACUAUUACGCCACCAUUAGUGCCUCAAUCGACAACGAUAUGUAUUUCGAUCUGAUGAUGCGACGAGCCUACGUCAUGUAAAAAAUGCACAAAUCUCACUAAAACUCCAGCACUCGACUGUAAUCCCAUUUACUUUACUUGCCUAGAAUUUAGUCCUGCUCAUGCCCUAUUUUUACAACAUUGAGAAAAUAAAUAAAACGUCUGGUUGCAAUUAAAUAAAUCUCAAUGUAA